Messenger RNA from Lecanosticta acicola, 1470 nucleotides. The record is from the annotation of a GenBank genome assembly. Lineage: Eukaryota; Fungi; Ascomycota; Dothideomycetes; Mycosphaerellales; Mycosphaerellaceae.
AUGUCAAACCUCUACAACCUCGAACCGCAACCCACAGCAAAAGUCAUCCUGAACACGACAGCCGGCGACCUCACCCUCGAACUUUUCGCAAAGCAGACUCCUCUCGCCUCGCGCAACUUCCUCCAACACUGCCUCGAUGGCUACUACAACAACACAAUCUUUCACCGCCUCGUACCAGGCUUCAUUAUCCAAGGCGGCGAUCCCACGGGAACUGGAUCAGGAGGAAUCUCUGCCCUAAACGAAGGCGAGCCCUUCCAAGAUGAAAUCCACACGCGCCUCAAGCUCAAUCGGCGCGGCCUGCUCGGUAUGGCCAACGAAGGACCCGACAGCAAUGCAAGUCAAUUCUUCUUCACACUGGAUGCUACUCCGGAGUUGCAGGGCAAGAACACCAUGUUUGGGAGGAUAGAAGGAGACACGAUUUACAAUCUGAUGAAGAUGGCGGACGCGGAGUUGAAUGAAGGGAGCGAGAGGCCGAUGUAUCCUACCAAGAUCACCGGCGCAGAGAUACUGGUGAAUCCUUUUGAAGAUAUGGUUGCGCGAGUAAAAGAGGCGCCGAGGACGAGGGCAGAAGGCGGAAAGAAGGAGGUCAAGAAGAGGAAGAAGCCUGCUGGGAAGAAUGUUUUGAGUUUCGGAGGCGAUGAAGGCGAAGAGGAUGUUGCGCCUGUGUUGAAGAAGGUCAAGGCGAACCCGAAGCUGGUCGCUGUUGAACCUGACGAGCCUGAAAAGGCGCCGAAGGAGAAGAAGGAAAAGAAAGCCCCAAAGUUAGACGAUGAGCCCAUGCCAGACAUCGAAGUAAAAGUCUCUAAAUCUUCAAAUUCAGCACCUGCAAAGCCCGAACAGCUCGAGGAAGCAGACGAAGAAUCCUCCGAAGACGAAGAAGAUAUCCGUCAACGAAGACUCGAUAGGACCAAUGCUGAGAUCCAAGCUCUCAAAGCAAGCAUGAAACGCACAGUGGAUGUCAAACCUAAAGAGAAGGAAAAGCCCAAAUCUGCACUAGAAGCUAUGAUCCCCGAAACCAGCACCAGAGGUCGAAAACGCGGGAAAGCUACAGACGAAAAGGGAGCUUUCGACCUCUUCGCUAGCUUCAAGAAGCGUCUUGAGGACCUUCCAGAAGAUGAGGAUACCGGAACUACUUCCACAAAGCCGGCUGAAGCUUCCACGAAUGGCCACAACGCCGUCGAACCUACAACCGCCGAGGAUGAGGAAGCAGCGCUUUGCGAUUUGCACUUCAUUGCCAAUUGUCAGUCGUGUAAAUCUUGGGAUCAGGAGGCAAACGACACGGUCGAUGAUGACAACGGUACCAGCUGGAUGACUAAGCGACUUACUUUUGCCAGGGAUUUGCUUGGAAAGGAUCUAGAAUGGAAGAAGAAGAUGGCGGAGAUUGAGGUUAUUGAUCCGAGGGAGAAGGCUAGAGAGCUCAAGGAAGAGAGAAAGAAGGGCAGCAAGGGGGAAGGGAAGGGAAGGUCGUGA